Messenger RNA from Canis lupus familiaris (dog), 2481 nucleotides. RefSeq names its product suppression of tumorigenicity 7 like (gene ST7L). Lineage: Eukaryota; Metazoa; Chordata; Mammalia; Carnivora; Canidae. The record is from RefSeq and is a predicted model, not a curated record. Bases 1002 to 2369 code for a protein of 455 amino acids. The transcript is spliced from 16 exons. Gene Ontology annotation, molecular function: protein binding.
AACAGCUUUCUCAUUGAGUUGCAUUCAUGUCCCCAUUCAUCCAGGAGGCGCUGGGAGCGUGUUUCGACUACUGACGCCCGAGCUCCUUCCGACAAAAUAGCGAUGGCUACUAUAGGUUUUCCCAGUACCCGUGAUCUCCGUGGCAGCCGAGUCCAAAGGGUUACGUGCUGCUCGGGCCCUGAACCGGCCGGUGGCUAUUCCAACCCCAUAAACAGGGUUAAAGGUGACCCUCAGCCGUAUGGAAGCAAAAACGUUUCAGCAGUCCGAGGUCACAUCUCAGUCCAGUUCCUCCAGAAUCGGCGCCGCUAGCCUCCCCUUCCCGCCCUCCGAAGGAAAGGUAGACUGGGACGCUCCUCCACCUUCCAAAUGGCUUUGGUCCGCGUUCCUCGGACCUGAGCUUUCACAGAGGCCACCUUCAGGUCCGCCACUAUCCCAGGAUUCCCGACUCCCGGUUUCCUGCCCUUCUCCCCUCCCAGCUCCCGGAGCGUGCGGGAGCGGCAAGAUGGCGGACGGCGGCGGCUUGGGUGAGGCAGCGAGCGCUGCGGCCGCUCCUCCCGCACCUACUCCCGGCCCGAGCCCGUCGCUGGGCUGGAGGGAGCGACUGCGGGCCGGGCUGGCGGGGACUGGGCCCUCGCUGUGGUUCGUGGCGGGGCUCGGACUGCUUUACGCUCUGAGGGUUCCGCUGAGGCUGUGUGAGAACUUGGCUGCGGGUCCGCAGCUGAUUGUCAAACCUGAGCCUCGGCUAUGGGCUCCUCCCUUGAGCUCUUAAGAUCCGCCCUCCCGGUUCUGUCCUCGUCGACCCGCGCGCGGAAGAGCCACCUGACAAGCUGUAGGAUUCAGUGACAGUAUUUUUAAAUUCAUUGACACCCAAAUUCUAUGUGGCACUUACAGGAACAUCUUCUUUGAUAUCAGGACUAAUAUUUAUAUUUGAAUGGUGGUACUUCCAUAAGCAUGGCACAUCUUUUAUUGAACAAGUAUCUGUGAGCCAUUUACGACCACUGAUGGGAGCAACAGAAAGCAGCAUUUCAGAGCCAGGUUCUCCUUCUAGCAACAGAGAAAGUGAAACCAGCAGACAGAAUUUGUCAGAAUGCAAGGUAUGGAGAAACCCUCUAAAUCUUUUCAGAGGAGCAGAAUAUAGGAGAUACACUUGGGUGACUGGUAAAGAGCCACUUACAUACUAUGACAUGAAUUUGUCAGCUCAGGAUCAUCAGACCUUUUUCACGUGUGACACGGACUUUUUACGUCCUUCAGACACAGUUAUGCAGAAGGCAUGGAGGGAAAGAAAUCCUCCAGCUCGAAUCAAAGCAGCCUAUCAAGCUUUAGAAUUAAACAAUGACUGUGCCACUGCAUAUGUUCUACUGGCUGAGGAAGAAGCAACGACUAUUGUAGAUGCUGAAAGGUUAUUUAAACAGGCACUCAAGGCAGGAGAAACAAUUUACAGGCGGUCACAGCAGUGCCAACACCAAAGUCCUCAGCAUGAAGCUCAACUGAGAAGAGAUACCAAUGUACUGGUAUAUAUUAAAAGAAGAUUAGCAAUGUGUGCAAGAAAAUUAGGAAGAAUAAGAGAAGCAGUAAAAAUAAUGAGAGAUUUGAUGAAAGAAUUUCCUCCUCUUACCAUGUUGAACAUCCAUGAGAAUCUCCUAGAAUCACUUUUAGAAUUACAGGCCUAUGCAGAUGUUCAGGCAGUCCUAGCAAAAUAUGAUGAUAUAAGCCUUCCAAAGUCUGCAGCAAUCUGUUAUACAGCAGCACUAUUGAAGACAAGGACUGUCUCAGAUAAAUUCUCCCCCGAAACAGCCUCCAGAAGAGGAUUAAGCACAGCAGAAAUUAAUGCUGUGGAAGCAAUUCAUAGAGCUGUGGAGUUUAAUCCUCAUGUUCCAAAAUAUUUACUAGAGAUGAAAAGUCUAAUUUUACCUCCAGAACACAUUCUGAAACGAGGGGAUAGUGAAGCAAUCGCCUAUGCUUUCUUCCAUCUUCAGCACUGGAAGAGAAUAGAAGGUGCUCUUAACCUGUUACAGUGUACAUGGGAAGGCACUUUUCGAAUGAUUCCAUAUCCACUAGAAAAAGGCCAUCUAUUUUACCCUUAUCCGAGCUGCACAGAGACUGCUGAUAGAGAGCUAUUACCUACCUUUCAUCAUGUUUCUGUUUACCCAAAGAAGGAGCUUCCUUUCUUCAUCCAUUUCACAGCAGGACUGUGUUCUUCUACAGCAAUGAUAGCUCUUCUCACACACCAGUUUCCUGAAAUCAUGGGUGUUUUUGCUAAAGCUAGUGAAGCUGCUCCACAAACACGUGAGGACCCCAAGGGAUGUUGGAGAGGAACUUGGAAAGGAGGAGUGCACCUAUAUUCAGAAUUCCGUGUGUGGGCCCCUUAAUCUGCAGCCUGCUGUCAAUACUUUACAGUUCUCAAUGGAAGGUUCCAAGAGAAGUCACGAUGGGCUAGACCAGUUAGGGACUUUGGUAAGAGCAUCUGUUGGCUGGAAUUGG